Mesocestoides corti is the source of this 2547-nucleotide messenger RNA. The record is from the annotation of a GenBank genome assembly. Lineage: Eukaryota; Metazoa; Platyhelminthes; Cestoda; Cyclophyllidea; Mesocestoididae.
AACUCCCUCACUGAAGCUAUUAAUGAUUUUGAAGAGAAGCGAAUUGAGUUUGACCAGAAACUGCGGUCCCUGGAAGAAUCCUUACCAAAUAUGUUGGAUCUGAAUGAUAAGGCUGUUGGGCUCUCAGCUAUUGUAAGUAAUGCAGCCAGUAUAGGAAUCCAGUUAAGUAGUAAAGUCCGACAGCUUGAUGUAGCCAAGAAUCGAGUGCAGAAUGUCGAAGCGCUGAUUGGUAACAUAAUAAGUCUGUGCAAAUGUGUAAGUGAUACAUCGAAGGCACUUGAAUCCAACAAUGUUAUCGAGGCUGCAAAAAGCGUGUCAGUUUUCCUCAGCAUGGAUGAUCAAACGCUUUCUCUUGUUGAAAGUUUAGAAAAAGAGGAUGUCGGUGUAUCGAUUUUACCAACAUUAAGGGAUCUUCAUAGAGCGGUGGUGUCAAAAUUCUCCUCUGAGUUUGAUGACCUUAUUUCCUCUAAGGAUGUCCCGAGAAUCGAGCAGCUCUUCCGAAUUUGUCCAAUAAUUAAGGAGCACAAUAUGGGUCUUCUGAAGUAUGGAAAAUUUGUUGCCUCAGAAAUCGGCCAAAAAGCUGACAUUCAGCUAUCACUGCUUGUUUCCGUGGAACCAGCGAAACAGCCCACAAUGUACGUCGAUCUGAUGACCGGACUGCUGGAAUCUGUUGCACAGGCUGUUCAGGCUAAUGAAUCUGUCAUUCAGGAGAGUUACGGCGGUGAUGGCCUUCUGAGGUUCAUUGAAAUUGUUCAAGGCGAGUGUGACCGCCAUGCCGAGCUAAUCUUUAUGAAUUUUAAAGAGAAAAAUGACUUGCCGGUCUUUCUGCAACGCACGCGCCUCGAACUCUCUGUAAAUUGUCGCUCUGCCAGCACCGCCUCCUCAGCCUCUGGUCAGCAAAAACAAACUCCAUUGUGCGAUUACUGUUUGUCAACUGAAUCGUUGAUAUCCGAUUUGGUUUUGUUUAAUGCUCGGAUAGAGCUCUACCUCAAUUUCCUACGUCGACGACUACUUCGCCAUAUUUGUCCAAAUAAAUCAGCCUUACGCUUCUCUCCCCUCCUCGCUGUAGCUGCAGAUCUUCGGCGAUUCUUCAACCAAUGCCUUUUGUCAAAAAUUUCACAGGAAAUCGUGGAUGCCUAUCUUCCCCUAGAGCAGUUAUUCUUGCGCGAACUCGUCAACAAGGCUAUACUUUUGGAUGAGCUGGACGAGUCUACGAAGACCUUCCGCCUUGUUGACGACGUUUUCUUUGUGGUAAAGAAGUGCCUCAGCCGUGCGAUAUCCUCUGGCAGCGUGGAUGCCGUUUGCGCCAUGUUCAACCACGCCGAUGCCGUCCUCACCGACCAGUUAAUUGAGGACACUCUCACCGCGCGGACGAAAAGCUGCACCUCCUCUGGGUGGAUCCAGCAGGCCUACUACCUCGUGCACAAGCGCGCUGGAAGCGGAACCCUAGCAACUGGGCUUCUCGGCACGACAAACUCGGAGGCCUCUUCUGUCGCGUCGGCUGGUCUCUCCACCGCCGGCAGCGUUGCCAACUUGGACUCCCAAACGCAGUACCUAUACGCCCUGAAUUCUCUCGAGGCCUGUCUAAAUUGCCUGUUUAUCCUUCAAGAAACCCUGGAACAGUACAUCAAGGAGGUCUUUGGUUUGCGGCGAACAUCCGACCUCAGUAAACUGCAGGCCUGCCUGUCGGAUCUAAUUGGCUCACUGAGCAAGGCCUUUCGAACUCUGCUCGAUGGGGCUUUUGAUCAACUUCGCGCCGUAAUCCGACCACAAGUGAACUCCCUCACCCAGUCAUUCAAUUCAGUCAAACGGGACAUCUCCGAGGAGGAGUUUGAGCAGUACGCAGUUAACGAUCCGUGGGUUGAGUCACUCAUAGUCGGUCUGCAAGGCCUUUUGAAACCGUUUCAUGUAAGUCAGCCCUGCUACCCACACCCCCUGCACUCUGUCUCACACAAGCCUACCAUCAAAGCCCAAAUUCCACGCCCCAUUACUGACGUCUGUGCAUUUUUUUGUGAUCGAACUGCACAUCUAGGAGGAGGGGAUUCGUCGGAACCGGAUGAGCUAGGGUACCAGCAGCAGGCUGUCCGCUCUCCAAGUUCACUGGUUUCACUCAUCUGUGGUCGUGAUUCGUAUCCACUACCUUCGUGCGCUCUCCUGGAAGAGAUGGAUGCAUCGGCCGCGCUUUCUGUGGGGAACUUCGAGAAAUUCGUCUCUGUGCUCGCCAACGAGCUUCUGCUUCGACUGGAGCGUUUUGUGCAGCAAAAGACCUACAAUCGGUACGGCGCCCUGCAAUUUGACAAGGAGAUGAGGUGCAUCUUCAACUUCUUCACCUCUCUGAGCGCCUUCUCCUGUCGUGAGACUUUCGCUCGCAUCCUCCAGAUCACCAAACUGCUGAAUCUUGAGAAGGUUGAGGAAGUGAGCUACUACGGUGACACAUCCAACUGGCGUUUAUCUGCCAACGAAAUCCGCCGACUUCUCACCCUACGGUGCGUUUCUAUGUUUGUGUAUGCUGCACAAGUACUUCACGACAACAAACGUUUUGUGUAG